AUGAUGGCUGCUGCAAUGGCGGAGCAGGAGGGCUCCAAAGGCAGCGCCCGGAACCGGGGAGGAGUGCAGCGUGUGGAGGGGAAGCUGCGGGCCAGCGUGGAGAAGGGAGACUACUACGAGGCCCACCAGAUGUACCGCACACUCUUCUUCAGGUAUAUGUCACAGAACAAACACACGGAAGCCAGAGAAUUAAUGUAUUCCGGAGCUGUGCUGUUCUUCAGCCAUGGUCAACAAAACAGUGCUGCUGAUCUGUCCAUGCUUGUACUGGAGUCACUAGAAAAAUCUGAAGCUAAAGUGACAGAGGACUUAUUAGAAAACUUGGCCAAAUUGUUUAGUUUGAUGGAUCAAAACUCUCCAGAGCGAGUGGCGUUUGUAUCCCGAGCUCUCAAGUGGUCGUCUGGAGGGUCAGGAAAACUAGGUCACCCAAAGCUGCACCAAUUACUAGCUAUUACGUUAUGGAAAGAGCAAAAUUAUUAUGAAUCCCGGUAUCACUUCCUGCACUCCUCAGAUGGAGAAGGGUGCGCCAAUAUGUUAGUAGAAUACUCAUCCACUCGUGGCUACCGCAGUGAGGUAGACAUGUUCGUGGCACAGGCCGUCCUGCAAUUCCUCUGUUUAAAAAAACAAAACAAGUGCAUCUGUGGUUUUCACGACAUAUACAGAGAAGCAUCCUUCAAUAGAGAGGGGUCCUCCUUUUGUACAGCCCCUUUUAAACUUUAUUUGGUUUCUACUACUGGCUGUAGAGGGUGGGAAAUUAACGGUAUUUACAGUAUUGUGUGAACAGUAUCAGCCGUCUUUAAAAAGAGAUCCUAUGUAUAAUGAGUAUCUGGACAGGAUAGGACAACUUUUCUUUGGGGUACCUCCUAAACAGUCAUCUUCAUAUGGGGGAUUAUUGGGUAACCUGUUGAACAGUCUAAUGGGGGCUGGUGAAGAUGAGGAUGACGUGGAGGAUGGCCAGGAUGACAGCAGCCCUAUUGAAUUAGAUUGA
Messenger RNA from Staurois parvus, 985 nucleotides. Lineage: Eukaryota; Metazoa; Chordata; Amphibia; Anura; Ranidae. The record is from the annotation of a GenBank genome assembly.